AUGGGAUUCCGUAAGAAGGGGGAAGAAACACCGCCGGGACAGCGCAUAAAUCCCAUUUUCAACUUCUCAAAUGACAUCCAGAUAAUCCUGCCCUCAAAAUCCACCGUCGUUCAAGAACCAAUCAGCACCUUUAAAAGAGAUUCAUGCCAAAACAUUUUAUACCGGACGUCCAAUUCCGAGUAUGGGUCCAUGCCCCCCAGUGAAAUUCAUAUUCCGGAAGUAUUUCGCACCAAAGAUAAUAGUUUUACAAAGGGAAGGCCCUCUGAGAGGCGUUGCACUUUGCACUCCAUGAACACAGAACUGGAUUCCAAGGAGUUGAAAAUCAACUCCGUAUCCAUCUCGGACGGAUGA
Molecule: messenger RNA, 351 nt
Organism: Helobdella robusta
Lineage: Eukaryota; Metazoa; Annelida; Clitellata; Rhynchobdellida; Glossiphoniidae
Exons: 3
Coding region: 1-351 (116 amino acids)
Biological process (GO): axoneme assembly
Cellular component (GO): axonemal microtubule
Source: RefSeq, a predicted model, not a curated record